Messenger RNA from Anopheles gambiae (African malaria mosquito), 924 nucleotides. RefSeq names its product dihydrofolate reductase (gene Dhfr). The transcript has 2 exons. The record is from RefSeq and is a predicted model, not a curated record. Gene Ontology annotation, biological process: glycine biosynthetic process; folic acid metabolic process; tetrahydrofolate biosynthetic process. The coding region runs from base 60 to 623 and encodes 187 amino acids. Gene Ontology annotation, cellular component: mitochondrion. Lineage: Eukaryota; Metazoa; Arthropoda; Insecta; Diptera; Culicidae. Gene Ontology annotation, molecular function: NADP binding; dihydrofolate reductase activity.
CAAGCACGAGACCCUACUUUAAACCCACUCACUGAAUCUGAAAUUCAUUGAACUAAGCUAUGUCGAAAAAGUUUAGCUGCAUUGUUGCUAUUUGUGAAAAUCGUGGUAUUGGCAUUAACGGAGAUUUACCAUGGAAACUAAAGCAGGAACUAAAAUAUUUUUCACAUACUACGAAGAAAGUUAAUGAUGCUGACAAAAGAAAUGCGGUUAUCAUGGGAAGAAAAACGUACUUCGGGGUCCCAGAAAGCAAACGUCCAUUGCCGGAACGUCUAAAUAUUGUGUUGACGCGAAAUGCGGCUGCCUAUACUUUUCCGCCGGAUGUGUUGGUUUGUGGCAGCCUGCAGGAAGCAUUGCACAAGCUGGAUUCAACUGACCAUGGGGAACACAUAGAGAACAUUUGGGUUGUCGGAGGUAACAGCGUAUAUAAGGAAGCCAUGGAAUCCGAUCGUUGCCAUCGAAUCUAUUUGACGGAAAUCAAAAAGCAAUUCGAUUGUGAUGCAUUCUUCCCAGAAAUACCCAAUUCUUUUAUGGUGAUUGAUAAUGAUCCAGACACUCCAAGUGGUGUGCAAGAAGAAAACGGAAUACAAUAUGUAUACAAGAUAUAUGAGAACAAACAGCAAUAGGUUGGAUAUCAUAGGUCGAAGCAAAACUUACGGUCCUUUAUCAUCUAUUAUCGUUUGGCUUCCUGCAGUAGCUCAUACAGCUGAGCUAUCUGUUCAUCUCGAAAAUGGUUUAAUUGAUUUUCAGUCAAAUCUUCUCCUAUCAUUCCAAUCGGUCCGGGUUUCCCUCGCAAACCCAGUUGCUCAGCAAGAUUUAUCGCAUAUCCCUGUAAGAAUAAGGAAAAUACGACAUUUUAAAUAUGUAAAACUUUCAUGGAAAUAAAACUAUGGGUAAAUAGUAACUUACUGCCCAUUCGCUCAUAAA